AUGCCGAAACCACGCAGCAAGCGACAAGCGAUUCGCGACGAACGCAAACAGAAGCGGCGCGAAAAGAACUUCACCGACCGUGAUGCGAAGCGCCAACGCCUCGAUGAAGACGAAAACGAAGACGGCAUUGCGAGGGAGACCAACGAUGAAGCUACCACAUACGAGAAUUGGGAGGACCAGCACACGUCAGGGGGCCAUCCUCCGCCUGAACGAGAAUUCUUUGGCAUGUUGUCUGAGGAGGACCAAGAAUGGUUUCGAUCCGCCGACCAAGACCUCGACGCAGACGAGUUCGAUACACAGGAAGACCGAGACAAAUACCUGGCUGGCGUAUUCACUGCAGCCCAGGGAAAGGAGUUGAAGAUCGCCUGUAGUCAGUCAUGUUCACGGCUGAUGGAGCGCCUGAUCAUCAUGUCAAACACACGGCAGAAGAAGCAGCUGUUCGAGCAGUUUGCGACGCAUUUUCUUAACCUUAUGCAACAUCGUUUCGCAAGCCAUUGCUGUGAAACUCUUCUACUUCACUCAGCCCCGAUAGUCACAAGGGAGCUCGGAGGCGACAGAGACGACCUUGGUGAAGCCGAUGAGCAACAGCUACCGACCAUGGAGGAACUGUUCCUCUUAACCCUGGACGAGCUCGAGGGGCAAUUGGGAUACCUGAUGACCGAUCGAUUUGCCUCUCAUACUUUGAGGGUGUUGCUUAUCAUUCUCUCUGGCCGGCCCUUGGAGCAGUCUACCACAAAGUCGCUUAUUCACAGCAAGAAGAAGGAGCAAAUAGCAGUGCCUUGGACCUCGACGGGCAGCAGCGAAUUGAACGAUCAACUUCGACCCGUCCCAUCCUCUUUCACUUUGGCAGCAAAGAAGAUUAUCGCGGACUCAACAUCAGACAUGGAUGCUACAGCUCUGCGAAUCAUGGCAACCCACCCGACAGGAAACCCCGUCCUCCAACUUCUCCUUGACUUAGACAUAUCCCUCAAUGGCAAGGUGGAGGGCGAGGCGAGCGAGAUGACUUUGUUGUGGAAGCUUCUGCCAGGCGCCCCGGCAUCAUUGAAGGAAGCUACGUCGCCGGCAUCUGAUUUUAUCAGCGCCAUGCUGUACGACAAAGUCGGAUCCCGGUUGCUAGAGACUCUCAUCACCCAAUGCCCUGGCAAGCUGUUCAAGGCACUCUUCAAGUUCAAUCUUGGCGAUCGCAUCCAAAGUCUCGUUCGCAAUGACAUUGCAUCAUAUGCAGCGAUACGAGUUCUCACUCGUGUGGGCAAGGAAGAUCUCAUAAUGUGUGUAAGGAAGAUCUUGCCCGAGGUUGGAAAGCUUCUUUCGCUUUCGCGCUUCAACGUCAUAAAGACACUCUUUGAACGGUGCCAAGUACGCGAGGCUACCAGCGAAAUCGAUUCGCUUCUGAAAGCACUGGUUGCGGCGUGUGGCUCAGACUACAAGACGCUUGUUCCUAAACUGUGCAUCCCUCCGGCAGAGGAGAAAGACUCGAAGAAAUCGCAAGAUUAUUUGUCGAAAAACCAGGCUGCCAUUGUUGCCCACGGCUGUCAAUUAACAUCAACUCUACUCUCAAUCCGAGGCUUGCCAUCGACCGCAGUACAGACUUCGCUCCUGGCUCUCCCGUCCGCGGCUCUGCAGGACCUCGCAACAUCGUCCGCCGCGUCAUCACACGUUCUCGUUGCUGCGCUUGCAAGCCGGUCGCAGAACAAGACAUUUCACAAGGUGCUUGUUGUUUCGCUUAAGCAAAACAUGAUGGCCUUGGCACUGUCUGAUCACGGUAGCAAGGUGGUGAGCGCUAUCGUUUCUGUUCCAUCCAAGGGCGACGGUGUUUCCCUCCCCUUCCACUUGAAGGAACAAAUUUUAGGACAACUAGAACAACACGAACAGGAGUUGCGCGACUCGUAUCACGGGCGACGUGUAUGGAGGGCAUGGCAGGGUGAUUUAUGGAAGACAAAACGGACUGAUUGGAUUUCGUGGGCGAAAGAAGUGGACAUCCACUCAGAGGAAGUGGCAUUACCGCCGUGGAAGAAGAAGGCAAUGGGUACUCUCAAGAGUGCACGUCCGAAUAACAAUCCGAAUCCGAAUAUGGUUGAGGUCAACGAGGGAGCAAGGAAACGGAAGAGAGGUGACGAAGAGGACGAUGCAGCAGCUUAG
This is a messenger RNA of Pseudomassariella vexata, 2139 nucleotides long. Its product is annotated as pumilio-family RNA binding repeat domain-containing protein. The transcript has a single exon. Gene Ontology annotation, biological process: endonucleolytic cleavage to generate mature 5'-end of SSU-rRNA from (SSU-rRNA, 5.8S rRNA, LSU-rRNA); endonucleolytic cleavage in ITS1 to separate SSU-rRNA from 5.8S rRNA and LSU-rRNA from tricistronic rRNA transcript (SSU-rRNA, 5.8S rRNA, LSU-rRNA); endonucleolytic cleavage in 5'-ETS of tricistronic rRNA transcript (SSU-rRNA, 5.8S rRNA, LSU-rRNA). Gene Ontology annotation, molecular function: RNA binding. Gene Ontology annotation, cellular component: nucleolus; 90S preribosome; preribosome, small subunit precursor. NCBI's taxonomy places the organism in Eukaryota, Fungi, Ascomycota, Sordariomycetes, Amphisphaeriales, Pseudomassariaceae. Bases 1 to 2139 code for a protein of 712 amino acids. The record is from RefSeq and is a predicted model, not a curated record.